Molecule: messenger RNA, 1026 nt
Organism: Pyrenophora tritici-repentis Pt-1C-BFP
Lineage: Eukaryota; Fungi; Ascomycota; Dothideomycetes; Pleosporales; Pleosporaceae
Source: RefSeq, a predicted model, not a curated record
AUGACCGUAUAUCCAGCAUCUCGAAUACCGAUAGACCCCAACGGAAAUGUCGACCUUGUGAUCCAGGGCUACCGAUUUCUUGUCUCUGCUUCGAGAAUGUCGGCCAUAUCGCCAAAGUUCGGCCAGAUCUUCAACGACCCAGAUCACCUGUCACAGAGAACAGUGGAGCUCCCCAGCGAAGAUCCAGUAGCGUUCCGGUUUAUCUGUCUCUCUGCUCACGGCCACUUUGUACCGCAAUCCUACGUAUCAUUGGAAGUCGUGGUUAAAAUAGCCGACGCCGUUCGACGUUACAACAUUCCCAGCACUUCUAGUAUCUAUGAAGUAGUCCGAUUCUAUUUCGAUGCGCGGACAGAACGUAUGACAAAUAUCUCGACCUCAGACCUUACUAUGCUUCUUCAGGUGGCAAGAAUUCUUGGCCCUACCGUACUUGUUCAAUUUCUAAAGGAUGUAUUCUAUCGCUGUCCUUUCUCGUUCGAACCACUACCUAUCGAACCAACUUUGAGCCACCUGAAGCUCAAGGGUGCGGCCCUUCGUCUAGACGUGGCAUAUAUCCUGUUACGUUCGAUGGCGGAAUCUGCACAUGCUCAGCAAGAGAUGUACGGCUUAGCUACCAUGAUCAUUUUCAAGGGCCUCAGUCUAUACGAGAUCAGUUCGCGGCUUGACCAGGCUAUCGGAAACCAACCAGGAUAUCGGCGACAACUCCAAGACGCUCUCGACGCCAUCGAACGAGCAAACGCUGAAAUCUCUUUCUAUUCUCGUAGCGAAGCUAAGUUGGGGACUGCAAAUGGAAGAGAUAUCACUCAACGAGGCUUAUUAGAGUGGCAAUCCCCUGAAGUAAGCUGGCUCGACAUCCAGAUCGCAAGUGAAGAGCGUACUGCGUAUCCGAUUUCACCAUCGCAUACGGAAUUUGAGGACAUUGAAGUGUACUCUCGAUCCGUUGACGAAUAUGAUGAGACCAGAUACGACAACACAAUUCCUAUAACUAGGCGAGAAGGCGCACUCAGAAUAAGGCGAAACACUGCAUAA